This is a messenger RNA of Caenorhabditis elegans, 2100 nucleotides long. RefSeq lists its product as uncharacterized. Lineage: Eukaryota; Metazoa; Nematoda; Chromadorea; Rhabditida; Rhabditidae. The transcript is spliced from 9 exons. The record is from RefSeq and is marked reviewed. Bases 100 to 2049 code for a protein of 649 amino acids.
AAUCAUUUUGAAGCAAACUUUGGCAAAGCCUCUCGUCAAGUUUCCAACAACAAUCGUUUGCGGUUCGUCAUCCGAGGAUCGUUCAUUUCCACGUGCAAGAUGACGUUUCGUUUAACGUGUCUUCUCAUCUUCUUGAUAGUCUCCGCAUCCGCAGUAGACUCUACUUCUACGGCCGAACUAACAACGGAAACAGCACCAGUAACUGCGCCAACAGGUCCAAACUUUAAAUGCCCGUCUGGAGACGACAUAAACGAUGAUGGUUGCAAUAACAGAAAACAAGGAGUUUCGGAUGGUACGGAAUUGUGUGCUGCUGAAAAUAUUUGUUACCGAGAUAUGAUGAAAAACUCCGGAGUAUCGACUUCUGCUUGUUGCGGUAGGCUAGGUGAUUUUUGCCCAAGUACUCGAUUGUUCUCAUACCAUUCUGGUGGACAAACCGGGUUUUUGUACAAAUAUACCGGAGAGGCGGACGAUCCGCGUUGGUACAAACGAGAUUAUCCACUAUCCGGAGAUGUUGCUUGUCCGAUUCCAUUCUCUUUCACACUGAAAAAUUCCAAUGUUGUUCCACUGACAUGGGCAGAGGAAGGAUUAGAGAAGUCUAAAGCAAAUAACCAAUCAUAUAAAGUUAAAACGUGCACUACCAACAGUGAAUGUGGAGAUGGAAACUUCUGUGAUUCAGUUUAUAACCCAACUUUCAAGAAUCAUAGAUUUUUGGAUAGAAGUGGUCCAAAAGAAUCAUCCUUGCAAUUCUGUUACAAACAACCAGACCUCAAGCCAGAUUUGAAGCAUGUUAAGGUUGAUUUGGGGCUGAAGCUGUGCCAUUACAACGAAGACUGUGGCAAUGAGACUGAAAUUUGUCACAUAGACAAUAUCACUGUGUAUGCCAAUGUUACGCAGCCGGAAAAAAUAGCCGUUCCAGGAAUAUGCGUUCACGUUGAUGUUUGCAGCGAGGCUGAUGAUGAAAAGACACAUGCAGUUCUUCCAGUCAAUUCACAGUUUUGCAAAGAGGACAUGCACUGUCAGAAUGCCGGAGUAUCCGCCAAUCAAACUGAGUACAGUCAUCAUUGCCGAUCGUAUUCUGAUCCAAACAAUAAAGUAUGCUGCUUCAAAAAGAAACCAAAAUGCAAACAUGGAACAGCAGAAACUCAAUCUCCAGUUGCUAACCUCAUGCAGUGCAAAAAGUACGAGGAUUGCGCUGGAGAUCUGAAGUCGGAUAAGAAGAGAUUGGAAUUGUGGUGUGACGAAAAAGUGAAUGUAUGCUGUAAAGAUAUAGGAUCCACUGUCACGAAAGACAAGCACGGAACUUGUUUGGACUAUGCAACACCAUUGUAUAAUGAGCCAAAGUGUGUAGAUGUUGUUGAAGGAAAGGAAAGUUCUGGAGUGUGCAAGACGAAGGGCGGAGUCUGUCGCUUUGGUCAUUGCUGCCCAUCACUUACCCUGACAAUUGCACCAUCUGGAAAUGGUACUGAGUCAGCGACGCCUACCUUGGGCCCAUAUCCAUACUUGACUAAUUAUCCGUGUGAUGCUAACAAACCUAUCCCAUCUCAAUUCAGCACCUAUGCAUUUUGCGAUCCUGACACUAAUCGCGUUGGUAUUUUGGGCAAAAGGCACUUAACUGGAGAAGAACGUACUGAGGUGAAGGGAUCGGCAUGCUCUUCUAACAAAGACUGCAAGUCGGGAACUGUUUGCGUGUAUGUUAAUAUCAAUAAACACGUCUGCUACUACCAUCCGCUGAAGAAAAUCGCCCGUGAUGUCAGUCAACCAUGGCUCUAUGUGCUCAUUAGCUUCCUCAUUUGCGGUUUUAUUUUUGUCAUUUUGGCAGUCAUGAGCUUCGUCUGCUACCGUUCGAAGUCUGUGUUUGACAAGUACAAGCCAAAGAAGAAGGGAGGAAAAAAGGGAAAAGACAGUGAUGGAAAGAAAGGAAAGAAAGGUGGAAAGAAGGGAGACGAUACUUCAAAGUCAAAGAGCUCCAAGUCAAAGACCAAGAAGACAGAGGCUGAUUCGACAAGCGGAACUACUGGUGAAGGAGCCACCAGCUCUCAGAUGAACUAGAUAUUUCCUUUUUAUGCAUCGAACAUUUGGGAAUAAACUUGUGUAUUUAUG